Molecule: messenger RNA, 449 nt
Organism: Leptomonas pyrrhocoris
Lineage: Eukaryota; Euglenozoa; Kinetoplastea; Trypanosomatida; Trypanosomatidae
Product: unspecified product
Exons: 1
Coding region: 195-449 (84 amino acids)
Source: RefSeq, a predicted model, not a curated record
GGCAUCACCAUUUUUUGGCGGUGGUGGCAGGAGUCACCUCAGCACCAACAACUGCACUCAGCGCUCACAUCACAGCUUCGUUAGAUUCUCGUGCAGCACGUAAGAGUGGGCACGUCUGUCCUUUUGAAAGCGGCAAGGCACGUACUUCUGCUCCACACACGAGAGAAGGUGCGUAAAAGACCUUCCCUAGUGGAAUGCUUCGAGCCACUUUACGGAAGUGCGCGGCGCUGACGGCGGCCGACUUAUUUGCACUGAACCAGCGAAGUCGUUUCGCCUCCUACACGCAGUACGACGACGCGCAGGCGUUGCAGCGCUCCUACCAGUGCGCAUCUCCGGCAGUGAGGCUGACCUAUGAAGAGCGCGCUGCGGCGAUCAGUGACGAGCUGGGAAGAGCGAGCACAGUAGAAGAAACUUUUCUGUCUGCUGCGGAUGGCGACGUAGAGGAGUGA